CCGCCACAUGUGACGUACCACGUCAAUGACAAAUUAAAAUUGACAUUUGACAUAUCAACACAAAAACAAGGUUCCAGGAAAUUUAAAAGAAAUAUUAAAAUGACAUUUGAAGAUUUUAAAACAUUGAGAAAUAUAUCUCCAGCACUUACUAAUGAAAAAUUAACGAAAGCUCUCUCUGACUGGUUCAAGGAAGAAGUAAAAUUUACACAUUGGGAGUAUGUCAGCGAUACAGGCAAAGGUGAUUCAUAUUUAAGCGAGGUUAUAAGGAUAAGAAUACAUGGUGAAACACAAGAGGGCAGCAAAAAACAUGUACAAGUAGUCCUAAAAACGAUCCCUAAAAAUGUUUGUAGACGGUUAACAUUUAAAAGUCAUGAAUUCUUCAAAAACGAAAUUAUAUUCUACAAGAAAGUAUUACCAGCUUUACUCAGAUUUCAAUCGAAGAAAAACAUGAAAGAACCAUUUGAUAAAUGCGCAAAGCUUUUCCUCACACAUUGUGAUGGUGUUAAUGAUGUUAUUUGCUUAGAGGAUGCAUCAUUAGAAAACUAUGGAAGUGCUAUUCGACAAGAAGGUAUUGAUUUUGAUCAUUGCAUGGUAACUGUAAAGAGUCUAGCACAAUACCACGCAAUAUCUAUAGCUAUGAGAGACCAAGAACCUGAUGAAUUUAAUAGAAUAAGUAAUGAAAUAUUUGAAACAUACUAUGAUGAACGAUUAUGGGAUUGGUAUAGUCGUUUUUGGAAUCGAAUUAGUAAUAUAGCGAUUGAUGCGGUAGAAAAAGAAUAUCCUAAUACUAUUUAUGUUGAUAAAGUUAAACAAUUUGCGGUACCUGACCGUUAUAAAGACAUGAUUAGAGCUGUAUCGGACAAAACCAAUGGUGUUAUAUCCCACGGUGAUUCUUGGACAAAUAAUUUCUUAUUUAAAUAUGAAAAUAAUCGUCCAAUCGAUGCUAAGAUAAUCGAUUUUCAAUUAACUCGAUGUGCGAGCCCUGUUUUGGAUUUGGUUUUCUUUAUUUAUGCUUGUACGAAUCAGGAAUUAAGAGAAAAACAUUACAUUGAUUUAUUGAAUUAUUAUUAUAAAAUACUGGCAACACAGAUAAAAGAUAUGGGCAGUGAUCCAGACAAAGUUUACUCUUAUGACAUUUUCAUGACAGAGAUAAAGAAAUAUUCAUACUUUGGACUUGCAUUCAGUUUUGAAUCGACGCCAUUUAUAAUAUUAGCACCUGAAGAUGCUGUCAAUAUGGAAAUGAAGGGUGAAGAAAAACUCAACAUAGAUGACUUUUGGCAAAUAGGACCGUUUAAAACUAAAGAAGGUAGACUGAGAGAGGCUAACAAUGUUGUACACUGUGUAGAUAAUGGUUAUAUAUAACAAUAGGCUUUAAGAGAUAAAAUAAGUAAAAUAAUUGUCGAAAGGGCGGCAAAAUUUGACACUUGGCAAUACUGUCAAAAGUAAUGUGACAAUAUAUUUGUUUAUGGUUUAUUGAGAUUGUCUAUGUUGUACAUUUUGUUUCGUAUUUAUUUUAUUUUAUUUAGAAAUAAGUCACAAAUAAUGCUAUCAACAAAACUAACAACAUGAUGUGAUCAACAGUUCCAUAUUAGAAAAUUUUAAUAUGAUGUCAUAUCAUAUUUCAUCAUUAUUAAUUAAAUCUUCCAACAAAUUCAGUUUUUAUGAAGUUAUUUAAAGUUGGCCAAUUUGGUUACCUAUUUAACAUUCCUUAUCGUUAACCCCACCGAAAUACGUCUUUUUUAAACUUUUUAUAAUUUUUU
Molecule: messenger RNA, 1760 nt
Organism: Papilio xuthus (Asian swallowtail)
Lineage: Eukaryota; Metazoa; Arthropoda; Insecta; Lepidoptera; Papilionidae
Exons: 4
Coding region: 100-1362 (420 amino acids)
Source: RefSeq, a predicted model, not a curated record